This is a messenger RNA of Poecile atricapillus (Black-capped chickadee), 1547 nucleotides long. Its product is annotated as importin-4-like. NCBI's taxonomy places the organism in Eukaryota, Metazoa, Chordata, Aves, Passeriformes, Paridae. The record is from RefSeq and is a predicted model, not a curated record. Gene Ontology annotation, molecular function: protein binding. Bases 181 to 1479 code for a protein of 432 amino acids. The transcript has 12 exons.
UCCUCCCAGUUUGCAGCUGCUGUCGUCGGUCUCGGAGCUGUUGGGGGAGGGGGCGGGGCCUGUCCUGCCCCGGGCGCUGCCGCUCCUGCAGGGGGCGCUGUGUCCCCCCCAGCCCCCCCCCCCGCCGAGGCUCCUGAUUGGCUGCUCCAUCUCCACGACGACGCCGAGGGGGCGGAGCCCAUGGACGAUGACGUCACCGCCUGGGAGGAGCCAUUGCCGGCGGAAGUGGGCGGAGCCUUCCCCGGAUUGGCCGAGGCGGCGCUGGGGACGCUGGGGGAGCUGGCGGAGAACUGCGGCUCCGCCUUCCUGCCUUACCUGGAGCCCAGCCUGGCGGCCAUCUUGGAUCUGACCCAGUUCCCCCAGUCUGAGGUCAGAGCCGCCGCCUUCGAGGCCCUGGGGAGCCUCUGCUGCUGCGGGAGGGGCCGGGAGCCGCAGACUGGCCCCACCCCCGCCCAGCACGGGGCUCUCCGGGCUCUCCUGCAGGGGCUGAGGGCGGAGCCGGAAGUGGGCGGGGCCUUGGGGGCGGUGGGCGGGGUCGGGCGGAUCCUGCAGCCCCCAGGCCACGCCCCCAAGGAAUGGCUGGAGCCCAUUGGCCAAGCCCUGUGUGACGUCAUCGCUGGGGAGAUCACCUGCCUGAGGCGCCGGGGGGACGACGAUGACGAGGAUGAGACCUCCCAGCGCGCCGAGCUCCGCGAAGCCGCCUCCGAUUGGCUGCCGGAACUGGGCGCGGCCAUGGCCCGAAGCCAAACAGGAAAUGACGUCAUCAACCCCGGAAGGGGCGUGGCUUUCCCGCCCCACCUCUUCCGCCGCAUCCUCCCCUCCCUAUUGGCCGCUUUGGCUGACCCCGCCCACCCGGGGGCGCGGUCGUGGGCGGGGGCCGUGAUUGGUCAGCUGGGCCACGCCCUGGGCGAGGAGGCCACGCCCUUUUUACCGGAUUUGGUUCCCGCGUUCCGAUUGGCCGUCGGCGACGCCGAGCCCGAGGUCAGGUCCAACGCCUUCUACGCCAUUGGACGGAUCGGGGAGGCGCUGGGACACGCCUACCACGAGGGGGCGUGGCCGGGGGCGGAGCUUUGCUGCCGCGCCCUGGGGGAGGGGGGGGAGGGGCCGGGCCGGGUGCGGGACAACGUACUGGGAGCACUGGUGAGACAGCGGGGGGCGCCACUGGGACAGGUGCUGCCGCUGGUGCUGGGGGCGCUGCCCCUGCAGGAGGAUUUUGAAGAGGAGGAGCCGGUGCUGAGGUUCCUGCUGGGGGCGGGGCCUGAGCGGCUCCUCCCCCACCUCCCUGAGCUCGUCCGCGGCGUCGGCCCCGCCCUGGCCCAGAACCGGCUGGAUCCGGCUCUCAGCCAAUCCCUGCUCGAGUUGCUCCGGGAAAUGGGCGUGGCCGACCCUCAGCGCUUCCGGGUGGGCGUGGCCUCGUUGGACCCCGCCCACGCCGCCAUCUUGGUGCGACUUUUGGAUGACGUCAUCGGCGGCCAAUAAAAACGCUGGGAGGGGAAAGGGGGCGUGGUUUAUUCCGGAAGUGGGCGGGGCUUGGGGAAUUCCAAUGG